This is a messenger RNA of Eimeria necatrix, 279 nucleotides long. RefSeq lists its product as hypothetical. The coding region runs from base 1 to 279 and encodes 92 amino acids. The record is from RefSeq and is a predicted model, not a curated record. NCBI's taxonomy places the organism in Eukaryota, Apicomplexa, Conoidasida, Eucoccidiorida, Eimeriidae. The transcript has 3 exons.
AUGGUUUGCUUCCUCAAUACCACAAAAAAAGAGCAGCAAGAAGACCUCAGAAGGAAAGAUGAUCUUUCCAAACACUCCUUCGCUGUUUCUGUCUUUGAAGACACAGAGGGCUUCGUCGCCAUGCAGCAGCACCCCACAGUGCGCCGAGUGCAGCAGCAGCAGCAGCAGCAGCAGCAGCAGCAGCAAGAGGGAGAGCAGAAGCAGCAGAAGAAGCCGAAGAAGAAACAGAAGAAACAGAAGCGCAAGCGGCAGCCGAAGCAGCAGCAGCAGCAGCAGUAG